UGACGUAUAACUGCAGUGGGGAGAAUGACGUGAAAUCGAAAGUGAAAGAAUCCAUAAGUCUGAUCAAAGCAGCUCGACUUGUGGCGAGUUUACAUUUCCUGUUUUAUGCAAAUAUGUUGAUUUAUUAAUAAUAUAAGCAAUGGGAGACAUAUAUUAAGUUUGUUUUUUAUAUUUUGAAUGCAUUUGUGUAUUAGGAAGCAUUCUACGCGCAGUUGCGCUGCGAUCUGCAAUCAGAUAGCCCAGUGAAGAUGGCGACGGGACCUGAACCACCGCCUGAUAUGUCAGCAGGUCCAGAUGAUCCAGUGAUCCAGAUUAUUCUGAUGGGCAGAAAGGGUUCUGGGAAAAGCUCAUCUGGAAACACGAUACUGGGAGAAAGAAAGUAACCCAGAUUGGAGAGAAGCAGGUGCAUGUGAUUGAUUGUCCAGAUCUACUGGAUCCAGAUCUGAAUAAAGACAAGCUGGAGAAACUGAAAGAGCAGCUGGUCUCUCAAUGUUCAGCAGGUCUCAGUUCUGAUCACUGUUCCUUUAGAGGAACCUUUGGAAAAAGAGGAAGAGAUCCUGGAUUAUAUUAAGUGGUUAUUAGGUCCUGAAGUUCAGAAGUACAUCAUGAUUCUGUUCACACAUGGAGAUGAGCUGGAGGAGCUGGAGGAGACCAUUGAUGAACAUCUACAAAACCAUGAAGAUCUUCAGCGACUGGUGACUGAAUGUGGAGGAAAGUUUCACUGUUUCGAAAACAAGAGUAAAUCACAAGAUCAGGUACAAGAACUACUGCAGAAGAUUGAAGGAACGAUGAUGGAGAACGGAGGGAAAUUUACCAUGGAACAAAUGAGGAGGAGCGACAGCAAGAACACUAUUGUCAAUUUUUCAGGGGACAGUUCAACUUAUGAAUGUUCACCUGAGCAUCCGAAAGACCAGAUCAGACUGGUUCUGCUGGGAAAAACUGGAUCUGGGAAAAGUGCCACUGCAAACACCAUCAUCGGCAGAAACAUGUUUGAUUCUUCAUCCAGUUCCAGCUCUCAGACUAAAGAGUGUCAGUCAGAAGCUACAGUGAGGAAGGGUAAAGAGAUCUCAGUCAUCGACACUCCUGGACUUUAUGAUACUGAACUCAGUAAUGAAGAAGUUAUGAAAGAAAUAGUUAAAUCCAUAACAUUCGCAUCUCCAGGACCACAUGCUUUUAUUUUUGUGAUUAAAGUGGAUCGAUUUACUGAGGAGGAGAAAAAUACAGUAAAGGAGCUCAAAGAAGUGUUUGGAGAACAGAUGGAAAAAUACACUGUAGUCCUCUUCACUCACAAAGAUCAGUUAGAGAAGAAAAAUAUAACCAUUGAGCAGUUUCUAGAAAACGGUAAUCCAGAUCUGAAAGAAUUUGUAGACAGUUGUGGAAAUCGAUUCUUCUGUCUGAACAAUGAGUCUGCUAGUUCCUCACAGUUCAAAGAUCUGAUCAGUAAAAUAGAGAAGAUGGUGACAGAAAAUGGAGGGACACACUUCACCAAUGACAUGUUUGAAGAAACAGAGAAAGACAUUCAGGAGAUUCAGAAGCAGAAACUGGAUGAAAAAGUGAAGCGGUUCAAACAGGAGAACAAACAAGUCACUCAAUCAGAAUGGCAGAAAAUAUACUGGAGGUUAGUAGAGGAGUCAAAACAUGAAGCGCAGCUAUCUUUUUUGGAAUUUGUUUAUGAAGCUCUUGAAGCUUAUCCUUUUCUGACUGUACUGAGAAGUGAAGAGGAAAAGCUUGCAGUAAAGGAGGCACAGAGCAAAGGAAUCAGUCGUAGAAAGGCUAAAACACUUGCAGCCAAAGCCACAAUGAAACUUGCAGGUCAGAACACGUGUAGCAUUCAGUGAGUGAGUUAAUAAUGAGCCCUUGACAGUAAGAUACCGACAAGCUCCUUCGACUGAACUCAAAACAUUUGUUUUUCUUACUAAUGAUUUACUUUCUUGUUGAUUAUAUUGAGACUAUCUUUGAAAGGGAUGAAAGUCAAUGAAUAAUAAUAAUAAUUAAUAUAAUUAAUUAAUUAAUUAUGCAUCUUUAUUUUCAUCUUUUGCUUAUAGAAGCUUAUGUGUUUCAAUCUGUGAUAUCAUGCACUAGUCUCCAAUACAGCAAUGCACUGCAUGAACUGCAAGUGAUAUUGAACAACUUUAAGAAUUGUGUGGCAUUAAUCUGAAAGCAGGACUGAAUCUAUUAUUCUCACUCAGUCACUGCUGUGAUGCUUUAUUAAUCUUCUUGUACACUAUGAAUAUGGCUGACUCUGUGACAAAUUCAUAGUGAUGUUCUUUAUUUGAAAGUCACUCUGGAUAAAAGCAUCUACUCAGUGCAUAAAUGUAAAUCUGCUCAGACAAUGUUUGAUUAUAUCAGUAUCCAGCGUGAGUAACUUUUAUUUGAGGUAUCAGUUAAGUUGUAAACAGAUCUGUUUCAUGCCGUGUGAAAGUGUCUUCUGAUGAGUCGUGAUCAAUCUGGUUUAAAUUCAGUUAGUAAACAUGAAUGUGUCAUAUUGUGAUGCAGUUUUAUUGAGAGGCUGUUAAUGAUGGAUCUGAAUCAAACUGAUACCAGUGUGAAUGCAGUUCUGGUUCACUUCAGUUUCCUUCCAGUCCAUGUGAGAAUCAAACAGCUGCUGAAGUGAGUCAAUCAUCUGAAACAGCUUCAAUUUGAGAUGAUUCAAUUCAUCUACAUCAAUGUGAUCAUGUGAUCAACCGGAGAUUAUUAUUGACAGAAUAAAGUUUAU
Onychostoma macrolepis is the source of this 2716-nucleotide messenger RNA. RefSeq names its product GTPase IMAP family member 9-like. NCBI's taxonomy places the organism in Eukaryota, Metazoa, Chordata, Actinopteri, Cypriniformes, Cyprinidae. The transcript has 3 exons. The coding region runs from base 606 to 1838 and encodes 410 amino acids. Gene Ontology annotation, molecular function: GTP binding. The record is from RefSeq and is a predicted model, not a curated record.